Messenger RNA from Eruca vesicaria subsp. sativa (arugula), 4010 nucleotides. The record is from the annotation of a GenBank genome assembly. NCBI's taxonomy places the organism in Eukaryota, Viridiplantae, Streptophyta, Magnoliopsida, Brassicales, Brassicaceae.
AUGGAAUCGUUGUGUCUUGACAUUGAAACCGGCUUGUGCCUCACACCCUCAGAACCUGACCUACCUGUUUCCGGUGAUUUUGGGGAGUUCAUGCUCUCUCGCUUAUCCCAGUCAAAACGACCAGACCAUAAACAUCACUGCGCUGUAAUCGACGAGCUAUCAAAAGCGUUAGCAGAAGGUAAUCAUAGUCAGACACCUGUGGCUUACUUCGCCGCCACGUGCAGCUCUCUAGACAGCCUCUUGUCUGCUCCAGAUGUUGAACCACCUAUGGAAGUAGUCCAGCCACAUGUUGUCAUCCUCUCCCUUGUGUUUCCUAAAGUCUCAUCAGGAGUGUUAAAGAGGAAUGGGUUGGCUUUGCGUCUCGUCCUCAGCGUCAUGCGUCUAAAAUCAGCCACACCUGAGUGUUUAAUUUCCGCAUUGAAAUGUUUAGUUCAUCUGCUUACAACCAUUGAGUCAGUGAUGGGGAAUGAAGUCUCUGAAGCACACAGUGUCUUGCUGAGUCUUGUAACUCAUUCAGACGGAAAGGUAAGAAAGCUAGCGAAUUCGUGUCUCCGUGAUGUCCUGCAGAAAACCCAUGGUACAAAGGCCUGUCAAUCAGUGAGUGGUACUAUUGCAGAAUUGUUUCAGAAAUAUUUAGACCUCGCUCAUAAGUCAGAAGCACGUUCUGCCGAAGGAGCCAGGGGUGCACAGCAAGUUCUCUACCUUCUCAGCACUCUAAAAGAAUGCUUGGCCUUGAUGUCGAAGAAACAUGUAGCUACUGUCAUUGAGGGAUUUAAGAUGCUGAUGGUUACUCGCGAUGCAUUCAUUACAAGGCCAGUGAUAGACUCUUUUUAUGCGCUUUGUCUCAAUCCAACAUCUGAGGUUCCAGUUGAGGCGCUCGUCGAAGUGUUGUACCAUGCUGCUGUACUGUUCUCGACGCCUGAAACAUCUGCUGAUGCCAUGACCUCCACAGCACGGUUGCUGAAAGUUGGGAUGAUCAGGGCUUUUUCUCUAAACAGAGAUGUUUGCGUGGUUAAGCUUCCUAGUGUGUUCAAUGGUCUGAAAGAUAUUAUUGCAUCCGAGCAUGAGGAGGCAAUCUUUGCAGCAACAGAUGCAUUGAAGAGUUUGAUACAUUCAUGCGUUGAUGAAAGCUUGAUCAGAGAAGGCGUCAACGGAAUACGGAAUUCAAACUUGGAUGUGAAGAAGUCUAGUCCAACAGUCAUUGUAAAACUCUGUGCAACGGUUGAAAGUUUGCUUGAUUACAAGUACCAUGCAGUCUGGGACAUGGCUUUUCAAGUAGUUUCGACCAUGUUCAAUAAAUUAGGGGAAGAUUCUUCAUAUUUUAUGAGGAAAACGCUCGAGGACUUAUCAUCUAUGCAAGAUUUACCUGAUGAAGGCUUUCCUUAUAGGAAGCAGUUGCAUGAGUGUGUAGGAUCAGCCCUUGGUGCUAUGGGCCCUGAAACAUUUUUAAACAUUGUGCGUUUAAACCUUGAGGUAAGUGAUCUAUCUGAAGUAAACGUUUGGCUCUUCCCAAUCCUGAAGCAAUACACAGUUGGAGGACGGCUAAGUUUCUUCACAGAUACUAUCUUCAGAAUGGUCGAAACAAUGAGCCAGAAAGCUCAACAGCUCAAGCUACAAGGUCUUACUGCAGCAUCUAUGAGUGUGGAUUCUCUCGUAUACUCAUUAUGGGCUUUGUUACCUUCAUUUUGUAAUUAUCCUGUGGAUACUGCGGAGAGCUUUGAGGAUCUGGGGCGAAUGUUGUGUGGAGCUCUUCAAUCGCAAACUGAAACCCGUGGAAUUAUAUGUACGAGUUUGAAUAUUCUGAUUCAGCAAAAUAAGGAAGUUGUGGAGGGUAAGGAAGUACCUGUUAGUGAUGCAAGUCCUGCGCUGGUACGAGCUAGUGCUCGUUAUAAUUCACACAAGGCGGCAGCUAAUUUGGAAGUUAUUCGGUCGUGUGCUCCUAAAUUAUUGGAUGUUUUGUCAAAGAUAUUUCAUGAAUCAGGCAAAGAUGAUGGCGGUUCUCUUCAGUCUGCGAUAGGGAAUUUGGCUUCCAUAGCAGAGAAAAAGACUGUUUCAAAGCUACUCUUCAAGACACUGCGAGAGCUUUUGAUAGCUACGAAAACUGCCAUUGCAGAAGAUGAAAGCUCUGUUAGUGGGAUGGACGUGGAUAAUAAUACCGCAGACAAAAAUUCUUCUUCCAACCUUAGGGCAAGGUUGUUUGAUCUGUUAGUUUCUCUUUUACCUGGUUUGGAUGGUCAAGAAGUAGAUACCGUAUUCAGUUCUUUGAAGCCUGCAAUGCAGGAUCCCAAGGGCCAAAUUCAAAAGAAAGCGUACAAAGUUCUUUCAGUUAUCUUAAAGAGUUCUGAUGGAUUUGUUUCGAAGAACCUCGAGGAGUUGCUUGAGCUGAUGCACAAUAUAUGCCAUGUCUCUGCUAAGCGCCACAAACUUGAUUGCUUAUACUUCUUGUUAGCUUAUGCAUCAAAGACGGAUGAUUUAAAGGCGAGAAAGGACAUUAUUUCUUCAUUUCUACCCGAAGUUAUACUUGCUUUAAAAGAGGUAAAUAAAAAAACAAGAAGCAGAGCCUAUGACGUACUUGUUCAGAUUGGGCAUGCAUACGCAGAUGAGGAAAAUGGUGGAGACAAUGAGAAGUUACAUGGUUACUUCAAUAUGGUGGUUGGUUGCUUGGCUGGAGAAAAACCUCAGAUGAUUAGUGCUGCCGUUAAGGGAGUAGCACGUUUGACAUAUGAGUUCUCCGAUCUCAUAGCUAGUGCUUACAAUCUGCUUCCUUCAACAUUUCUUCUUCUCCAGAGGAAAAAUAAGGAAAUCACAAAAGCAAACUUAGGUUUGCUAAAGGUGUUGGUGGCUAAAUCACCUGUUGAAGGACUACACGCAAACCUAAAGAGCAUAGUUGAAGGCUUACUAAAAUGGCCAGAAGGAACCAAAAACCUUUUUAAAGCAAAGGUGAGACAUCUAUUGGAAAUGCUCAUCAAGAAAUGUGGCACGGAGGCUAUCAAGUCUGUGAUGCCUGAGGAACAUAUAAAGCUCCUAACAAACAUCCGAAAGGUCAAGGAACGUAAAGAGAGAAAAUAUGCAGCUGGCUCUGAGAUGAGUAGAUCUCAGCAUUCAAAAGAAACUUUAUCAAAGGCCAGCCGGUGGAAUGAUACCAAGAUAUUUUCUGAUUUUGCGGAUGAAGACGAGGACAGCGAUGGAGACUACAUGGAUGGGGAGUCACGUAGCCGUAGCAAGGCUCCCUCUUUGAUGAAAUCUAAAGCAUCCAAGAAACAUCCUAGGCAGAGUCAUCUUGAAGUUAAUGAAUCAGAUGAUGAACCACUUGACUUAAUGGACCGAUACAAAACAAGAUCAGCUCUUCGUUCAAGUGAGCUUGGCAAACGGAAAGCUGACUCAGAUGAAGAAGCAGAGUUUGAUGCGGAAGGACGGCUAAUCAUUUCUGAAGGAGGGAGAUCCAAAAGAAAGGAAAUCUCUGAUGCAGAUUCGGAUGCUAAGAGCAGGUUCUCUGUGAACUCAUCGAGGAAGAACAAAAAGAGGUUAAAGACAUCAGAGUCUGGAUACGCUUACACAGGCAAAGAGUAUGCAAGUAAAAAGGCAAGUGGGGAUCUUAAGAGGAAAGAUAAGCUUGAACCUUAUGCGUAUUGGCCACUUGAUCGUAAGAUGAUGAGCCGUAGACCAGAUCAGAGGGCGGUUGCAGUUAGAGGUAUGUCUAGUGUGGUUAAGAUGACAAAGAGGUUGGAAGGGAAGAGCGCUGCGGAAGCACUUGACACUGCUAAGUUCAAAAAAUACAAAAAGAGUGGUCAGAAGAAACCAGCUGGGAAGAAGAAAAGCAAGUAAACAUGUGGCAAGUAAGCUGCUUCUCUCAAUGUUACAGAGAGUUUUAUUUUUACACCACAUUUUUGACUCUUGAAACUUUUGUCCAUUUAUUUACCUGUAAUCAAUUUUGAAUAGUAUUAUAUACAUUGCAUAAUUCCAGUAUUUAUGGAUAGACACACAUUGUUAAUUUAAGAAGUUUUUAAAUC